AUGAUCGAGGAUCUUGCGCAGCACUGCGCGCAGGCCACGGAUCUCGUUCCGGCACUCAUGACAACGGAGACUAUUGCAAAUCCGGAGUACGAUCCGGCCAAAGCGUCCCGUCAAGCGUCCGAGGAGAAGAAGGAUGUCGCCAAAACGGACAUCAGCCCUGAAAAAACGGAGUGGUUUCCUUCUGGCCAGUUGACGGUUCCUCUUGCGACUACGAUGACCCGAACCUCAGCCGUGAUCUCUUCUGUGUUACUUUUUGCCCUCGUCGCUAGAGGCGCUCCGACAGUCCAGCUCGGCCAAACAGCCGUGGUCGGGCGCAGCAUCCCGACGUUCAGCCAGGAGUUCUUCGCAGGCAUUCCUUACGCUGAGCCACCGCUCGGCGAUCUCCGCUUCCGUCCUCCAGUUUUGAAGACGUCGCUGAACGCAACGACACUCGAUGCCGCCCAGUACGGGCCGUCAUGCAUCCAGCCCCUCGGCGGAAGUACACCUGGCGGUCUGCCCACCAGUUUUGCGCUGUCCGAGGACUGUCUGACGGUCAACAUUCUUCGUCCUGCCGGUGUCGAUUCAACCUCAAAACUCCCUGUGAUGUUCUGGACAUACGGAGGUGGAUUCCUCAGUGGAAGCUCCGUGGUCUACAAUGGCAGCACGAUUGUUGAGCAAAGCGUGGCCCGAGGAACUCCCGUAGUCUUCGUCAGCUUCAACUAUCGCCUCGGCCCACUCGGCUUCCCCCAAGGCCAGGAGGCGAUGGAUCAAGGAGCACUCAACCUCGGGAUCAAAGACCAAAUCGCUGCGCUAGAGUGGGUCCAACGAAACAUCGGCAAGUUCGGUGGCGACAAGCGCAAAGUUACUGCGUUUGGACAGAGUGCAGGAAGCAUCCUUACGUCGAUAUUGUUCUUGAACAAGCGAGUUGACAAAUUGGCGCGUGCUGCGAUUUUCGAGUCCGGAUCACAGGCCACAGUGGCGAUCUUUCCUGCGACUCGCCGGCAGAAUAUCUGGACAAGCUUUGUGGCGGGCGUUCCCUCUUGUGCCUCCCUAGCAAAGGCACAUUUGACGUUUUCAUGCCUGCGGAAUGUCACCACGCAAGAGCUCCUCGAGGGGCUGCUCACUUCCUUGGCAGAGACCAACGAACAGGUUCCGUUCAACCCAGUGAUCGAUGGUCCUGAGGGCUUGAUCCCCGAUCUGCCGUCGCGUCUUCUGUCGCAGGGAAAGUUCUCCCGAAUUCCGUUCAUCGCUGGGACCAACCUCGACGAGGGAACCGCGCUCACCUCUCAGCUGAUCAACUCGACUGCCGCCAUCAAUGCAUCAUUGAUCUCGGGGCGCACACCCUCCGUCUCGCCUACAUUGCUCCAGAGUUCCAUCAAGAAACUUCUGGAACUCUAUCCGGAUGUUCCUGCCCUCGGAUCGCCAUACGGUACAGGAAACAACACCUUCGGACUGAGCAGUCAAUAUAAGCGAGCAUCAGCAAUUGAAGGAGAUCUGGAUUUCCACUCCCAACGGAGGCUGUGGAUUGAAGCGGCAGCUAAUGCCGGGGUAACCACUUUCGGAUACCUGUUCACCCAGCCCCAGCCAAACGGACUGCCUCAGCUCGGCGUCGCGCACGGAUCCGAGGUCUUCUACGUGUUCGGCACACCGGCAGACACGUCGUCGGCGUCGGUAACAAUCAGCCGCAUCAUGACCGAUUUCUAGAUCUCGUUCGCGACGAGUCUUACCCCGAACGACGGGCUUGGAAUUUCACGCCCCGAGUGGACGCAGUUCACGCCGAUGGCAAAGUCGCUCAUGCAACUGAACGGUGCGAAUCUGACGAUGAUUCCUGACACCUUUCGCAAGGAGCAAAUCUCCUUUAUAAACUCAAACCCGGAGACAUGGCAUCACUGAGCCGUUUAUUCUUAGUUACACGUGUUGGAAUUAGUGUUUGCGGGAUGUAGUUCAGCUGUCCCAUGACCUUCGAGAUCACUGAAUUCUGCUAUUAGAAUAUUUCCUGGCAAACGGUAGAGGACUCGAAUUACUUGCAUAACUAGUGCUAUUAAUCAUGAAGACCUAGAUCUUAU
Molecule: messenger RNA, 2045 nt
Organism: Mycena citricolor
Lineage: Eukaryota; Fungi; Basidiomycota; Agaricomycetes; Agaricales; Mycenaceae
Source: the annotation of a GenBank genome assembly